Messenger RNA from Desarmillaria tabescens, 1557 nucleotides. Its product is annotated as cell division control protein 14, SIN component-domain-containing protein. Bases 60 to 1481 code for a protein of 473 amino acids. NCBI's taxonomy places the organism in Eukaryota, Fungi, Basidiomycota, Agaricomycetes, Agaricales, Physalacriaceae. The transcript has 6 exons. The record is from RefSeq and is a predicted model, not a curated record.
AUUUCAACUUAUCAAAUUUGCACUCAACCUCCGCCACCCAUUUUACGAAUACAUGCACCAUGGAUGAUCAGCUGUCGAACAUACGAACCCUUAUACAAGACUCUCUGGAUGAUAUUUUGUCCCCUCGUACGGCUUAUGCGAGUAAAACGGCUGCCUUGCAACGCCUAGAGUGUCAACUGUCGAUCUGUGCUCAAAAGAAAUCAGAAAUCCUUGACUUUUUCGUGGCUCUACAGCACAUGUUUGAAUGUAAUAUACCGCUCAGGUUAAUGCCUUGGAUAGCAGAAGUUUCAGCUAAACUUGAAACCCUCUUAAAUAGGGGAACACCUGACGACAGUGACAGCACCCAAAUAUCACAACUGUUGGACCAACUCUCACUUUCCUUGUCUCUUAUUCAAGGUAUUGUCAUGCUGCACCCUGCCAGCAAAACGUAUCUUGGUCGGAAAUAUCCCAUAGAGAUACUCAUUGAUCUACUCUUGACUUCACGCCAUGCACCUUGUCCAUCUGACCCAAACCCGUCCGGCUCACUUUUCAAAACCCGAGAAUCACAGGCGCCACUGUCAUCCAUUGUCAUGGAUGCCCUCCUCUGUAUCCUAGUUGAUUCUUCUGCCACUCUGCGCUCGUUUGAAGAGUGCAGUGGAGUACAGGCUAUCGUCAAAAUUCUCAAACGCGCUGGAACUCCUCGUGAAGUUAGAAUGAAAUGCUUGGAAUUUUUGUAUUUCUACCUGCUCGACGAGAGUCCUUCUGCAGAAACUGAUGUUUUGAAGCAUCCACCCUCCGUGCCGCUCAUCGCCACUGCUCCGGCGACAUCUGUUGCUACGACGUCCUUGCGACCGAAGAAACCAUACAUCAAUGUGACGCCAGCGCGUCCGAUAUCACGUUACGGCUCCUCCACUUACUCCUUCUCAUCUGGUUCUGGGAGCGUAGCAUCUACCUCUCAAUCUGGGUUCACAACGAGCUCUGGAAGCACAACCCUCUCUGCGAGCUCCAGCACCUUCUGUUCAGGUCAAACGUCGCGGUCAACGUCGGCUAGCUCUGCUAAAUCCUUUUCAUCAACGUCGUCUGUUGCCUCAGCCUUGACUGCUGCGUCUUCUAUACAGUCAUCUCCAACAAAGACGACGGCAGAUCCUUUGCCAAAACCAAAAACACCGGUCAAUGCCCCUUCACCGGUGUUCAAGCCGAAGCCUCUGCAAAUGUUGCAGCGGGACCUUGACUUCGUACCGGAGAGUCCGCAAAGGUCCACAGCGAGCUCAGUUGCAAACACAAGCCUCUUGCGACCUCAUCCCGGGAAAAGUGUGUCUCAAACAAGUACAAGAUCCCGAUUGGGAUCUGCCUUUGUCCUUAACACGAGUCCAAAUGCGACGGGGGUCACAGAAAAGGUUCGGACGACUGAGGAAAAGAAGGCAAUUCUUGGUACAAUGCUGGGGAAUGUAAAUGCGUUGGUUGAAGGUGUUCGGAAGGCGGGUGUCUGGGGACUGGGUUAGAUGUCGUUUAGAUAUACUUACCGUAUUUGAGAUACCCCUUCACCCGGAAUAAUUCAUGGACAGGAAAACACUGCAG